Neoarthrinium moseri is the source of this 1242-nucleotide messenger RNA. RefSeq lists its product as uncharacterized. The coding region runs from base 1 to 1242 and encodes 413 amino acids. Gene Ontology annotation, cellular component: intracellular membrane-bounded organelle. Lineage: Eukaryota; Fungi; Ascomycota; Sordariomycetes; Amphisphaeriales; Apiosporaceae. Gene Ontology annotation, biological process: pyruvate decarboxylation to acetyl-CoA. Gene Ontology annotation, molecular function: pyruvate dehydrogenase (acetyl-transferring) activity. The transcript has 4 exons. The record is from RefSeq and is a predicted model, not a curated record.
AUGUUCUCUCGUGCCUUGAGGGUACCGCGGGCUGCGGCCCCGUCGCUGCGCGCUGCUCGUGCCGCCCGCGCUCCCACCGUCGCCGCCUUCAGAUCCGUCACCACCGAUGCCGCAUCAGCCUCGCUCGAGAAGGGCGUCCCGGAGGAAGACGAUAAGCCCUUCCAGGUCAACCUGAGCGACGAGAGCUUCGAGACCUACGAGCUCGACCCCCCGCCCUAUACCCUCGAUGUCACCAAGAAGGAGCUCAAGCAGAUGUACUACGACAUGGUGGUCACCAGACAAAUGGAGAUGGCCGCCGACAGACUAUACAAGGAGAAGAAGAUCCGAGGUUUCUGCCACUUGUCCACCGGCCAGGAGGCCGUCGCCACCGGUAUCGAGCACGCCCUGAACAAGGAGGACGACGUUAUCACAGCCUACCGAUGCCACGGUUACGCCCUGAUGCGCGGCGCCACCGUCCGAUCCAUCAUCGGUGAGCUGCUGGGCCGCCGCGAGGGUAUUGCCUACGGCAAGGGUGGCUCCAUGCACAUGUUCUCCAAGGGCUUCUACGGUGGAAACGGUAUCGUCGGUGCCCAGGUCCCCGUCGGCGCCGGUCUGGCUUUCGCACACAAGUACACCGGCCGCAAGCAGGCCACCGUUAUCCUGUACGGUGACGGAGCCAGCAACCAGGGCCAGGUCUUUGAGGCUUUCAACAUGGCCAAGCUCUGGAACCUGCCCGCGCUCUUCGGUUGCGAGAACAACAAGUAUGGUAUGGGUACUGCCGCCGCCCGUUCGUCUGCCCUGACGGACUACUACAAGCGUGGCCAGUACAUCCCCGGUCUCAAGGUCAACGGUAUGGACGUCCUCGCCGUCAAGGCCGCCGUCCAGUACGGAAAGCAGUGGACUACCAACGACAACGGCCCCCUCGUCCUCGAGUACGUCACCUACAGAUAUGGUGGUCACUCCAUGUCCGACCCCGGUACCACCUACAGAACCCGUGAGGAGAUCCAGCGCAUGCGCUCGACCAACGACCCCAUCGCCGGCCUCAAGACCAAGAUGCUGGACUGGUCCGUCGUCACCGAGGAGGAGCUCAAGUCGAUCGACAAGGAGGCCCGCAAGCACGUCAACGACGAGGUGGCCGCUGCCGAGGCCAUGGCCGUGCCCGACACGACCCCCCAGAUUCUGUACGAGGACAUCUACGUCAAGGGCACCGAGCCCCAGUUCAUCCGUGGCAGAACGCCCGAUGAGAACUUCUACUUCAACUAA